UUUGGUUUGGUUUAGCGCAUGUGUGUGUUGUACGUCAUCGCACUUCAUUGUGCUGGCCUUCAUGUCACGCGCCCUUGACUCAGCUGACAACCAACUGCCAACCCUACGAUCACACGGACGGACGGAUAGAUAACCGCAAUCAGCCGAGCCCCCGAAGUACGCGUUUAUCGCGUCUAGAAGUCAUGUCAGUCGUUCUCGCGACCGCGAACGAGUAGAAAUCGCGAGAAGCAGCAGCUGGCGACUUCACUCGCGCCCGAAAGCAGCGACGGUCGCCCUUGUGACAUCCAACGAUCCCGAUGGCAUCGUCCGGGGCUCCGCUGGGACUUCGGCUGCUUCAGCUGGCGUUCCGUAAGUGCUGCGUUUCCAUUACGGCCGAGAGGAGGCUCGCCUACUACCGCGGCUUCGUGCUCGUGGCCACUUUCUUGGCGUACACUUGCUAUCACAUGACGCGGCGGCCCCUGAGCAUCGCCAAGUCCGUGUUGCACCAGGACUGCAGGUACGCCACGCCCGACGCCUCGAUCGUCGUCACCGUGAACAACAGCCGGACGUGGUGCAACUGGGCCCCUUUCGACGGCGAUGACGCUCCUCGUCUCUUCUCCUACCUCGACUCCAUCUACCUCUUCACGUACGCCGCGUGCAUGUUCGUGAGCGGAUUUGUGGCGGAGAGAAUGCACCUGCGCUACUUCCUCGGGCUGGGCAUGCUGCUGAGCGCGCUCACCACGCACGUAUUCGGCAUGGGCCACAGCCUGGGAAUCCACUCGUUCGCCUUCUACUUUGUCGUGCAACUCCUGGGCGGCGCCUGCCAGAGCACCGGCUGGCCCAGCGUGGUGACGUGCGUCGGCAACUGGUUCGGCAAGAAGAAGCGCGGUCUCAUCUUCGGCGUCUGGAACGCGCACACGUCGGUGGGGAACAUACUGGGCGCCUACAUCGCCGGCGUGUUCGUCAACCGCGACUGGGGCCUCUCGUUCGUCGUGCCGGCCGCCAUAUGCGGUCUCGUCGGCCUCUUCGUGGUGCUUUUCCUGACGCCGUACCCCGAAGAGGUCGAGUGCGACACUCCGCGGCGAAGUUCGGCGUCGCUGCAGACGUCCCUCUCGUCCGCGGUCGUCCGGCCGGAAGACGCGGCCAGCGAGGUCGAUGAAGACGACGACGUGAACACUACUCUUGACGAGCAGGAACAGCGCUAUUUGCUGGAGAGGAGGCUCGAGAAGGAAAGCGAGAAGAGAGCCGUCACGUUCCUUCAGGCCCUGGCCAUCCCCGGAGUGCUCGACUUUUCCCUGGCCCUGUUCUUCGCCAAGCUGGUCAGCUACACGUUCCUCUUCUGGUUGCCCUUCUACAUCUACGCCUCCACGUCGUUCAGUUCCUCGAACUCGGCGUUCAUAUCGACCGCGUUCGACUUCGGAGGCAUCGUGGGUGGAAUCCUGGCCGGCUACGUGUCCGAUCGCACCGGUGCCAGCGCCAUCACCUGCGUCGUCUUCCUAAUGGCCGCCGUGCCCAUGAUGUUUGUCUUCGAAUGCUUCGGCAGCGCCAGCCUCGCCAUGAACCUGGGCCUCCAGAGCUUAGCGGGUCUCUUGAUCAACGGCCCGUAUGCUCUCAUCACAACCGCCGUAUCGGCGGAGCUCGGCACCCAUCCGACGGUGACGGGAAGCGCUAAGGCGCUGGCCACGGUCACUGCCAUUAUCGACGGCACAGGUUCCAUAGGAGCCGCUGUGGGCCCUCUGAUUGCGGGACUCGUUCUCCAGUACGGCUGGAACACCGUGUUCUACAUGGUCAUGGCAUCAGAUGUUUGUGCCGUGCUGUGCCUGCUUAGGGUCACCAAGUAUGAGUUCCUUAGACUCAGAUCUCGAAAGACAGCUCGAAUGUCUCUAAACUAGUCUUUGUUAUUGUUUUUGUUUAAUUCAUGGACAUUGAUGUUUUGCCUAUUGUUUGGGGCCAGUGAGACUGGGCCCCAGCUAUUUUAGAACUUCCACGUGCACGAAAAUCGUGCUUUUAGACAUGUUUACACACUGUCAAGUAACUUGCAUUUUAUUGCAAGCGAGACGAAGGGCUACCAGAGAAGCACCUGGGUUUGUGCACAGGAUCAGUCGCAUCUAAGGCGGACACCUCAUUUGUAUUCAAAGCCUGUACUACUACCACGAUUAUUUUAAUGUGUGUGAAAUGUGCGUAAUGUGACGUCUGAUCACGAGGCCGACAAACGGUAAUAAUUUUCCGAAAUAUGCAUCAAACAUUACUUCUACGGGGUCUUGAAUGCUAAAGGGGUGUGCACUUUAGGCGCAGCGUAGAUGACUUUCUGCAUUGUGGAUCACAUGAGGAUUGUACAUAGAUAUACAUAGCAGACAUAACGCGUUUAUGCAUACUCAUACACCAGUGUUUGUUUUACGUGCAAGUGCCUGCAUUUUUGUUGGUUAGCGAUCAUUUAUCAUCUUAAUUUACACAUUCCAAAUGAGCAAGUUGUUCUUGCAUACCAUUUUCAGAAUUUUUGAACUAACCUCCAUUGUGACACAUUUUUGCUGUGUACACCUUCACCGUGCACUUGUGGACGCCUGAGUGGAGACGUCAUCGUGUACAGUAAACGAAUUAACUGUGUAAAGAACCAAAUAGUGAAAGUUUCACGGAGCAGUGUGUCAUUGCACCGUAAAUCUGUGCCAUUGUUCAUCAAGCCUGCUUACAUGAUAUGGUACUGAAAGAAAAUCUCACUCCGCAGUGCUUUUGUGUAAGCAUGAGUACUUGUAAGGAAAUUCGGACUCUUUUAUCCACACUAGUGUACAGCAGUGACCAGGGGAAUUUACAUAUGUAUUUCACAAAAAAUCAAGCUGGCUGCAAUCCAGGAAAUAGUGCAUUUUAUUUAGGACCGCAUUAGAAAGUGUACAAGCGUAAUAAUGUGUUUGACAGAUGGGCUUUUCCCAGCAACUGAGUAUUCAUGAUGUCAGCUGUAGUGUUAAUCAUCAAUGUUUAUUGUAAUAUAAGGACCUAUCAUCCGGUGACUGCCGAGUCUGCACCGACAUUUCACUGCCAGUAGGCAGACCAAGUGCUUAUGUGACAUAGCGACUCUCCGAUACUGCACGCGAACAAAAGAUCUGAAUAUCAGCGUUGUGAGCGCUUUAUACAAGGUGAUCGUUGCAGGUAUUAAAAUGCUUAAAAGCACAUUGGGUUGCUUCUGUGCUUUUUGACUGGUGUGGCAGAAGAUUUGCCAAUUCCGACGCGUGUAAAGUGAGAUACAACACGAAACAGAUGAACUUCGCUCAAACC
Rhipicephalus microplus (southern cattle tick) is the source of this 3246-nucleotide messenger RNA. It is a transcript of the gene MFS16, whose product is annotated as major facilitator superfamily transporter 16. Gene Ontology annotation, molecular function: transmembrane transporter activity. The record is from RefSeq and is a predicted model, not a curated record. NCBI's taxonomy places the organism in Eukaryota, Metazoa, Arthropoda, Arachnida, Ixodida, Ixodidae. Gene Ontology annotation, cellular component: membrane. Gene Ontology annotation, biological process: transmembrane transport.